GACUGGACAUUGACAGAAAUCUGGUGAUGCCUAUUCUGAGUUCAAAAGGAGAAAUCAUUUUGAAGUGUGUGUGGCAGAUACAAGAGAAGGCAGGCAGGUAAGUCAGGUAAAAUAAAGGUCAGAACUGAACACAAUGCAGAUCACAAUGCCAGUCUGGUGCCUGGCACUGCUGUGCCUUUUGGGCUCUCGGGUUACUGCUUUCCCCAGUGAGAUGCAGUCUGAUGACUGGAGUGCCUCUACUAUCCUGCAGGGUGUCCUAGAGCAAUAUGUCAAGCCAUACACCGGAUCCACAGUGGAUAAAAUCACUGACUCCUUCAUUUUUGAUAUUUUUGGGAAAGCGCUAAAUGGCGCACAAGGAGCAAUAAAUCUGACUUCAGAAUAUGUGAGCCCGUACUAUUACACCUAUCUAAGGCAACCAACAAAGAACACAAUCAGCUGGCUGGAGAAGAAGGCAGAGCCAAUACGAGAGUUUUAUGAGAAAAUAUUUGAGAACAAUGAACAACAAUCUUAGCCUUAAUAAUCUCCAAUAAUUGGGGCUGGGAACUCAGAAGAAGAGGCAAAUGGAUCUUUGGCUUUGCUUGUAUUGUGCAUUAAACUAGGUUACAGUGAUGAAUAUGAUGACAUAUACUAAACCUGUAUUACAAAAAC
Xenopus tropicalis (tropical clawed frog) is the source of this 648-nucleotide messenger RNA. RefSeq lists its product as uncharacterized. The record is from RefSeq and is a predicted model, not a curated record. The coding region runs from base 134 to 511 and encodes 125 amino acids. NCBI's taxonomy places the organism in Eukaryota, Metazoa, Chordata, Amphibia, Anura, Pipidae. The transcript is spliced from 4 exons.